Messenger RNA from Ichthyophthirius multifiliis, 1965 nucleotides. Its product is annotated as protozoan cyanobacterial globin family protein, putative. Lineage: Eukaryota; Ciliophora; Oligohymenophorea; Hymenostomatida. Gene Ontology annotation, cellular component: cytosol. Gene Ontology annotation, biological process: hydrogen peroxide catabolic process; cellular response to stress; oxygen transport. The record is from RefSeq and is a predicted model, not a curated record. Gene Ontology annotation, molecular function: heme binding; oxygen binding; thioredoxin peroxidase activity. The transcript is spliced from 3 exons.
AUGAAUUAUUGCCAAAAAAAAAUAUCUGAAGGAGGUCUUGGUGAUUUAAAUUUCCCUUUAUUAUCUGAUUAAGAUAGGUAAAUAUCUGUAAAUUACGGAGUUUAUAUUGAGGAAGAUUCAUAGGAUUAUUAAAAAGGUGCAUGCUAUAGAUCUACAUUUAUAAUUGACUAAAAUUUAAUAUUAAGACAUAUAUCAAUAAAUGAUAUAUCAAUAUCAGUAAAUCCUGAUGAAAUUUUAAGACUUGUAAAUACAUUUUAAUAAAAUGAUAAAUAAAAUCCUUAAUAAAGACCAAGUAUAAUAUAAGGAUGUCCAUUUGCAAAUCAAAUGCGAUAACGUGUAAGUAAUCCCGAUAUAGAUACAUUUUCCCGGUAUUAAAAGAAAAAAGUUGAAAUUGAAGAUGAAAAUGAUUAAAAAGUGAAAGAUUUUAUACCUCCAAAUGGUCGUUAGAGUGUUUUAAGUAAUUCAAAUAAACUAAACACAAUAACUAGGGAAUCAUAAUAAAAGGAUUUACUAAAAAUCAAUAAGGAAAGUUAAAAAACAUUAUUUGAUAGGUUAGGUGGAGAUGAAUAAAUAGAAGAAUUAACAGAUAGAUUUGUAUAAUAUAUGUUCUAAGAUUCUCUAUUAAAGUCUUUUUUCAUGAAUACAACUAAUUAAAGUAAAUAAAAAAAACUUAUUUCGGCCUUUUUUAAAUCCUAUUUUGGAAGUGGAGUGCGCUAUUAGGGUAAAAGUAUGUAAGAAUCUCAUAAAAAUCUGAAUUUAAAUGACGACCAUUUCAACAAAAGUUCUGAAUGUUUAAAAUAAGCUUUAAAAGAAUUAAAGUAUUCUCCAUAAUUAAUAUAAGAUGUAAUGAUUUUUGUAGAACCUUUGCGUUCAUAAAUAACUUAAAGGCCAUGUUUAUCUCUAUAUGAUAGAGUAGGUGGAGAAUAGGGAAUAUAAAAAUCCAUAAAUGCUUAUUUUGACAAAAUAAUGAAUAUAAAAGAAAUAAGACCAUAUUAUAGUAAAGUUGAUUUGGAAAAAACUAAAGAUCUCUACAUAUAAUAUAUUAGUUUAGUUUUUGGAGGACCAAAAAAAUACUUAGGAAAAUAAAUGAAGUAAUGUCAUUAAAGCUACAAUAUUCCAGAUAAGCUUUUUAAUUAUUGUGUUGCAUAAAUAUAGUAAUGUUUUAAAGAAAAUGGGGUUGAAACUAAUAAUUUGAAUGAAAUUGGUAGACUUUUAGAAUGCUUAAAAUAUGAAAUUCCGAAAAAAUCUAAUAUUUUAUUCGAUAGAUUAGGAGGAACGGCUAUCCUUUAAAAAGUUGUGAAAAAAUUAUAUGAAGAAAAAGUACUUCAUGAUCCAAAGUUAAAGGAUUUCUUCAAAAAUAUCAAUAUUGAUUAAUUAUAACUUAAACUUGUUGAAUUUUUUACAAUGAUUACUGGUGGAGCACAUAAUUAUUAAGGAAAAAGUGCAAAAGAUGCUCAUAAAACAUAUAAUAUAAUGUCUUUUCAUUUCGAUAUUUAUAAAAAUCAUCUAAAAGACUCUCUAUUAGAAUUUUGUUAAAAUAAAGAAGCUAUAACUGAGUUUCUUAAUCUCUUAGAUACUUUAAGAGUUGAUAUUAUAGGAGGAAAACCUCCUUCUUUAUUUGAAAAAAUGGGCGGCGAAGAUGCUAUAAAUGCUUUUGCGGAAGGAUUAUUCACAAAUAUAAUGAAUGAAAGAAGGAUAAGGCAUUAUUUUGAAAAUGUAGAUUUAAAACCAUGUAAAUAACAUUUUAAAGAAUUCCUUUAUAUGACUUUAGGCGGACCUUCAAAAUAUAGUGGUGAAAAUGUAAGAGAAUUACACGAAUAGAUGGAUAUAAGUACAAAAGAUUUUAAUGUAUUUAAAGAAUUAGUUGAAAAAACUGUACCAUGUAUAGGUAUUGAAAAAUAAAAUUAAAUAGAACUAAUUUAAUUUUUUGAAUCAAUGAGAUAAAUGAUUGUUACUGUAGAUUGA